AUGAGAAGAAAGGAGGAGGCUGAGCUAAAAAGCAUUCAAGAAAUGAAACUUAUAAAAGAGUUUGACCCUGACUGCCUGCCAAUUUUCGCAGCAAAAAACUUAAACAAUCAUCCGGCUGUAUCCUUUGAUCACGUCGAUGUGACAACUUUUCUUAAAGAAUUGACGUUACUUAAGAGUGACGUAGCCUGUUUUAAGGCUAAACAACCUGUAAUAAGCAAUGAAGUUAAAUUAUCAGAAGAUAUUGAUUUAAUACGGAAGGAGAUUGAUAAUGUCAAAAAAAUUACGUUGGAAUUUCGAGAAGUUAACCAUGGCAGUAGUAAACGACAAGACAAUCUGUUUCUUGGGUCUUAUCAUAAUGAUAAUGUUGCGCGCCUAAGUUGA
Parnassius apollo (apollo) is the source of this 381-nucleotide messenger RNA. NCBI's taxonomy places the organism in Eukaryota, Metazoa, Arthropoda, Insecta, Lepidoptera, Papilionidae. The record is from the annotation of a GenBank genome assembly.